Molecule: messenger RNA, 1212 nt
Organism: Papaver somniferum (opium poppy)
Lineage: Eukaryota; Viridiplantae; Streptophyta; Magnoliopsida; Ranunculales; Papaveraceae
Product: ribosome biogenesis protein TSR3 homolog
Exons: 10
Coding region: 93-914 (273 amino acids)
Biological process (GO): maturation of SSU-rRNA
Molecular function (GO): rRNA small subunit aminocarboxypropyltransferase activity
Source: RefSeq, a predicted model, not a curated record
ACAUUGACUCACUUCUUCCUCUCUCUUUCCCUGUAAAACUCUUAUUUUCUCCAGAAAAACCCUAAUAAGUAAGAUUGCAGUGAGUUAUCAAAAUGGGUCAUAAUAAACCAAGAAGAAACAAAGGUCACGCUUCUAAUCAUAGAGGACAAUCCAGUAAUCUUCGUGAAUUUCCUAGUGAAGAUGGUAAUGGGGAGUCUCUCCCGAGAGAUCAAGAUGCUUCAACUGAAGAGGAAUCAGUAUCAACUAUUCAACUUGCCAUGUGGGAUUUUGGACAGUGCGAUGCCAAGAGAUGCACAGGUCGUAAACUUUCACGAUUUGGUUUGUUGAAGGAGUUGCGCGUGACUAAUGGCUUUGCUGGAAUUGUUCUAAGUCCUGUUGGGACGCAAUGUGUCUCAAAGGAAGAUCACCCAUUAAUGAAGAGAAAAGGGCUAGCUGUAGUAGAUUGCUCAUGGGCCCGCUUGGGUGAUGUGCCUUUUGUGAAGCUUCGUUGUGGUGCUCCUCGUCUCUUGCCGUGGUUAGUGGCAGCAAAUAAUGUAAAUUAUGGGCGUCCAUGUCAGCUAUCUUGUGUGGAAGCGUUAUCUGCCGCUCUAAUUAUAUGUGGAGAGGAGGAUGCAGCAAAUGUGUUGUUAGGCAAAUUUAAGUGGGGUCACGCGUUCUUGUCUCUGAACAAGGAGCUAUUGAAGGCAUAUUCGCAGUGUAACAACAGUGCAGAAAUUAUUUCCGUUCAGAAUGAUUGGCUUGCCAAGAACGCUAAGGCGCCAAAGGAUAAUUCUCAAGAUGCAGAUGGUGGAUUUGAAGUAUCACGAACAAUCAAUGAAAGUGGGUCUGACUACGAUUCUGAAGAUGGACUUCCUCCAUUGGAAGAAAAUCUGAAUCACUUGGCCUUGGACGACAGUGAGGAAGAAAGUGACUGACUGAAUAGCAUAGGAAUGUAACGUGUCCUGACGUUUGGCAAUCAAAAACCUGCAUCUGAAAGAUGAUUGUUACGAGGCUCAUGCCAGAAGCGCACGAAAACGUGUUCCCAAAUUACCUCAACUAAUUCCCAUCUAUAAAAUCUUGCAAGGCAUGAGAAGAGUUGUAGCAAGAGUAGUAUCUUACCAAAUUUUGAAAUAAAGUUAUCUGGGGCAGUAUCAAUUAUUACUAUACAAACAUCUUCCUAAUCUGUAAAAAUGAUAAUUUCUUACUAGGCUUGUUAAUUGCAGGAAAAGGUAA